AUGAAAGCCAACACGCUGCUCUCCCGCAACUCGCGAGCAAUCACCCUCACAUUCGCCCAUCGUCCACCUCCCUCCUCAACAAGUCUAUACACCCGACCACUCGUACCGACAUCGAUACUCAGAACUUCUCGAUGUUCCCCGCAGACCUUUUUCUCAUCACAAAAUGCCUCGUUCUCGACCUCUCCUCGCACCUUUAAAGGCCUGCAGCCAGACAGCGCCGAGCCCGCACCACCCAACACAGAACCCAUGAGCGGUAGCGGCAAUGCCGCACAGAUCUCGGAUGCCAAGUACCACGAGCUGGCAGAUGAAUAUCUUAACACAAUGUUGCUGGCGCUGGAAGAGCUGAGCGAGACGAGCAAUGACGGGAUCGAGGUAGAAUAUGCCGCCGGCGUUCUCACAAUCACACAUCCAAAGUCCGGCACCUACGUAAUAAACAAGCAACCACCAAACAAACAAAUCUGGCUCUCCAGCCCUGUGUCCGGCCCAAAACGGUACGAUUGGGUCGUCUCUGGCGCAGGUCAGCACGAAAAAGAAGGCUCCGCCGUAGGCAGCGGUGAUGACGGUGCUGGUGGCAGAUGGAUCUAUCUCCGCGACGGGAGUGGGUUGAGCGAGCUGUUGAAAAAGGAGAUUGGUUUAGAGCUUCCUAACGGAUCAGAAGUGUAA
Messenger RNA from Rhinocladiella mackenziei CBS 650.93, 663 nucleotides. Its product is annotated as iron donor protein CyaY. Gene Ontology annotation, biological process: iron incorporation into metallo-sulfur cluster; intracellular iron ion homeostasis. Bases 1 to 663 code for a protein of 220 amino acids. Gene Ontology annotation, cellular component: mitochondrion. The transcript has 2 exons. The record is from RefSeq and is a predicted model, not a curated record. NCBI's taxonomy places the organism in Eukaryota, Fungi, Ascomycota, Eurotiomycetes, Chaetothyriales, Herpotrichiellaceae. Gene Ontology annotation, molecular function: ferroxidase activity; ferrous iron binding; 2 iron, 2 sulfur cluster binding.